Messenger RNA from Grosmannia clavigera kw1407, 702 nucleotides. Its product is annotated as fas1 domain containing protein. The record is from RefSeq and is a predicted model, not a curated record. Lineage: Eukaryota; Fungi; Ascomycota; Sordariomycetes; Ophiostomatales; Ophiostomataceae. The transcript has 3 exons. The coding region runs from base 1 to 702 and encodes 233 amino acids.
AUGAGGCUAGCGCACCUACCCGUUUUCGCGUCGCUUAUUCUCGCCGCCGUCUCCCAGCUUGUGGUCCUCCAGCAGCCACCGCAAGGAGAGGACCGACCUCUGCCUAAAGAGGGAUCCAGACCAGAGAAGAAACAGCAGCAGCCAAUAGUGAUGCCAGUAAUGCCGCCAGGGACAGGAGCCGGGUCGGGACAUGAGCCUGGCAGACACGCGGCCGUUGGGACGGUCAUGUUGUCCGACGUGCUCGGCCGCGACCGCAGCAUCAACGUGUUUGCCGGAUUCACACGCGACUUUUCUGUGAUCACGAACCGGUUUGACGAUGUGACCCAGAACACGACCAUACUGGCACCGCUGAACUCGGCCAUCGAGAAGCUACCGCGCAAGCCGUGGGAAGAUCCGGAAGACUAUCGCACACACGGCGCCGCUGUCUAUGAAGGGGGCGACGGCCAGGAGCGGGCCAAGCGGAACCUACAACGCUUUGUCGAGGCACACAUUGUGCCCGUCAGCCCGUGGCCUGAGAACUACAAGACACUGGCAGUUGCCGGUGGGGAAGAGAUCUGGUGGGAAAAGGGCAAGGACGGCGUGAUGGUGAUUCAACCUGGCAAUAUUGAAGUGGCUAGCGUUGCCAGCACGGUGGCAAAUGGUCAAGUUAUUACUGACAUGUACAAGUGGAUCAUCAAGGGCGUCCGUAAUUAUUCCUCUUGA